GGUCGAUGGGUAGGAGGGUGGUGGUAUCCGAGCCCACUAGGGAUCAAAUUUCAGGUUUGACGUUUUGGUGUCUCAUUAAUGUAGAUUAGUUUUUCAGUGGGAGAUGGUGUUCACCUCGAUAGUGAGGCACAUGACAUUGUCAACCUUGAAGCGCCGCAACUCCGAUCCAACUUCCGAAGACGUUGUGUGAUAGUAUUUAUGUGGUGUGGUGUGCGUCUAUGUUGUAAUCGGUGUUUCAACAGAAAAAAGUUAAAAAAAAUACAUCCUAUUCAUCUUGUAUCUCUCAUAUUUUUGUGGUCAAAUUUACCAUUAGUUAGGAUUAAAUUAUCAUCUUACUUGCUACGAGGUAAGUAGGAAUCUUAAAAUUCUCUGAAAAUAUGGACCCAAAAUAAGGUGCAAAAUUGUCAAGUUUCCCAAAUGUAGUGCAACUCGUUUUCCCAAAAAGCUAGCGCAAAUCGUCUACUCGUUAUUAAUAGGUUGUCCAAAUUAGAAUUAUCUCUUCAUUUGAAGAUGCGCAAACAACAAAAAUGUUCAAUCAACUCUCCAUCCUAAUAACAACUACUACACCGAGUGCAUCGUUUGUUAGGACGGGGUCCAUUGAGCCUGUUUUAAAAAAAAUCAAAAAAUUAUAUGUAAAUGUUUCAAAAAAAAAUCUGCAACUAUAUAUACAUGUUCUUUAACUAUAUGUAAAGUUUCAUCAAAUAGAUUAUUGUCAUGCUACACAAAAAACACAAAAAUCUGGCCCAAAUUCAACAAGAAAAAUCUCAUUUUAAUCUAUGUAUUUGUCUUUUUCUUUUGUACAUCACAUAUAAACAUAUAUGUUCAUGAAAUCUCAUACGUACAUACUACACAUAUGUGCUUAUGUGUAUACUCUAUCUCAGAUUUUUUUUUAAGUUGUGUUAAAAAAAAGGUUUUUUUUAAGUGUAGAAAAUGUAUUUUCCACGAAAUAAAAUAAACGGCUCCGUGCAGCUCGAUCGGCCAUCAAAUGCACUUUCCGCAACUACACCUAGCUUCUACUCCUAGCUUUCCCACACGGACACCCUAUAUAUACACCGCACCAACGGCGACAGAAUUUCGCAACCAGCUAGCUCAGCUCAGCUCGAAGUGAAUCAAGCUCGCGCGAACCGAACAUGGAGUCGUCGGGCGACACGGCGCCGUUGCACUCCUCACCGACCCCGACGUCGCCGCCGGCAAUGGCGACGGGGACGGCGGUGGUGAUGAGCCCGUGCGCAGCGUGCAAGAUCCUCCGCCGCCGGUGCGUGGACCGCUGCGUGCUGGCGCCCUACUUCCCGCCCACGGACCCCCACAAGUUCGCCACCGCGCACCGCGUCUUCGGCGCCAGCAACAUCAUCAAGCUCCUGCAGGACCUGCCCGAGGAGCAGCGCGCGGACGCGGUGAGCAGCAUGGUGUACGAGGCGGCCGCGCGCGCGCGGGACCCCGUCUACGGCAGCGCCGGCGCCAUCUGCCAGCUCCAGAGGCAGGUCGACGGCCUCAAGGCGCAGCUCGCGCGCGCGCAGGCGGAGCUCGCCGCCGCCCGCGCCCACCACGCGCACCUCGUCGCGCUGCUCUGCGUCGAGGUGGCCACCGCCGCCGCCGCGCCUCCGCAGGACGCCUACUGUGCUGCCGGAGGCGGAUCGCAGUCCCAGCUCGCCGCACCCCCUGGUGUCGGCUCCACGCCCGCGGACGCGCUCUACGUCGUCGACGGCAGCGCGGUGGGCGGCGGCGGCAUCAUGCAGGCCGGGCACGUCGGCUGGGCCGACGAGCCGCUCUGGACAUGAGCGCGCGCAAGCUGGCGCGCACGGGAUGCAUUCGUCACUCAACUGGCCAACUGCUACUACUACUACGUACGCAUGAUUCGUGGGUGUAAUUACUAGUACUACAUUUUACUUAACUGGGUUAACCAAAGGGUUGACCUGCUUGAUGAAUUUGUUGGAGUUUCAAGAUGGAGGAAGAUCGAGUUUGUUUUGUUUUGCUGCAAAAAUAAUACUAGCACAUAGAAUAAAAAAUUCCGUCAUGUUGAAGUUCCAACAAGUUCUGAGAAGUCCUAAUCGAGACAGAAAGUUGUAUCCUUGCCUUCUUCUGCAGUUGUGAAGAAGGAUGUGGUUGGUUCUCUUGUGUGAUGUUAGGUCAAAUUGCAUUUCUAUCAUGAACAAAUGCAUGUCAUUUUCAAGAAGAGUAUCUUUAGUUCCUUACAUCCCCUUGUAAAUGUAACAUAUUGUCCUACGGGCACUUAAUAAAUGCAUGUCAUUUUCAAGAAGAGUAUCUUUAGUUUACAUCCCCAUGUCAUUUUUAUGUGAUAUAUUUGAUAUCAGCUUGAUUUUAACAUAUUGUCCUACGAGCACUUAAUGAAUUGGCAUCUCUUUAUUUGCUCCCGAAAUAACCAGAUAAAUUAGACAAUAACAGGAUUUUUUUGUUCAAACAACAUGAUGGAAGUUUCUCAGAAGUAGCAUUAGUUGAUUGAAAUAAGAAAACCGUAAAUUACAAGUACUAUAGAUGAAGAAAAAUGUUAUUCUUUUGACUUCUUCCUAUGCAGAAAAUGAGAUGAGGAAGCUCGAUGCAUUUCUCUAUGUUCUUUUCCUCAAACCGUCUUCAUUAUCCUUUUCAAAAAAAAAAAACAUC
This is a messenger RNA of Aegilops tauschii subsp. strangulata, 2619 nucleotides long. RefSeq names its product LOB domain-containing protein 11. The record is from RefSeq and is a predicted model, not a curated record. NCBI's taxonomy places the organism in Eukaryota, Viridiplantae, Streptophyta, Magnoliopsida, Poales, Poaceae.